AUGGCUGAACAUCGUCCAGCUCCCCGCUUGUUUGUCGUCAGACACGGCCAGACUGAGUGGUCUCAGAACGGGCAAACAGGACGAUCCGAUAUCCCUCUCACUGACGUCGGAGUUGAGCAAGUUAAGAAAAUGGCACCCCUGUUAGUGGGUGAAGGACGUCUUCUCGAUCCAAAGAAUAUUUGCACGGCCCAAGUAUCCCCUCGUCAAAGAGCUGCCACAACGUUUCAUCUUCUCUUUGAUCAUACCGUUGAACCCGAUUACGUCCUCACCGAAGAAGUCAGAGAGUGGGAUUACGGCGAGUAUGAAGGAUUAAAACCCGCUGAAAUCCAAAAAAUCAACCCUGGGUGGAAGAUUUGGAACGAUGGUUGUCCUGGAGGAGAGUCGGUAGAGGAUAUGCAAGCCCGAGUCGAUGGUGUUAUUAAAAAAGUGCGCCAGUAUCACAAGGAAUAUAAGGAAGAAGGUAAACACACGCGAGAUGUUCUUAUUGUCGCACAUGGGCAUUUCAGCCGCGUCCUCAUAUCUCGGUGGAUUAAUUUUCCACUAUGCCUCGGAACUCAUUUCAAUGUUGAACCUGGAUCUGUAUCCAUCUUAAGCUAUAAUCAUAACUCCCUCGAUGAGCCGGCGCUCAAUGGACUCAAUCUUGUGGCAUCCGGUGCCUAA
Molecule: messenger RNA, 660 nt
Organism: Psilocybe cubensis
Lineage: Eukaryota; Fungi; Basidiomycota; Agaricomycetes; Agaricales; Agrocybaceae
Exons: 9
Coding region: 1-660 (219 amino acids)
Biological process (GO): ribose phosphate biosynthetic process
Molecular function (GO): sedoheptulose-bisphosphatase activity
Source: RefSeq, a predicted model, not a curated record